UAAGAAUGAAUUUUUUGGAUAGGGUGAAUGCUUUUUAUUUAUUUUUUUAGAUAAUCAUAAAAGGUUAAUCAAAGAACAUAAAAGAAAAGUUGUUUUUAAAUGGCUGAUGAGACUGGAUUUAGUAUAGGAGAAAGAGAUAAGUAAGUUAAUUUAGAAUUAUAUAAUAGAUACGGUUUAUUUAUAAGUAGUAUAAUUAGUAAGGGAAAUUAAAUCCAAGUGAAACUUUUGAUAAUGAAGUGUUGUCAAGUGAAAUAAAUUUUAAAAUUAAAGAGUUAGAAGUUUGGGGAUUAGAUGAGGAAGCUGUACAUUAAAUAAAAUUUUAAGAUUAAAAAAGAUCAUUAUUUACGAAAUGAAUAUUAUUAAGUUAAAUGA
Molecule: messenger RNA, 372 nt
Organism: Paramecium sonneborni
Lineage: Eukaryota; Ciliophora; Oligohymenophorea; Peniculida; Parameciidae
Source: the annotation of a GenBank genome assembly